This is a messenger RNA of Drosophila kikkawai, 664 nucleotides long. RefSeq lists its product as uncharacterized. NCBI's taxonomy places the organism in Eukaryota, Metazoa, Arthropoda, Insecta, Diptera, Drosophilidae. The record is from RefSeq and is a predicted model, not a curated record.
AAUUUUCGAUUGUGACAUCUUUUGUUAUAGUGUCAGAGAAUUGUCAAAAAUUUCCUGUUACCUUAUGGCUUGGCAAUUUCGAAUAGUGAACCUUUUGUUGCUGGUUCUUACGGCGGUACUCGAGCUUGUGGCCCUGUAUUUUCUCAUAAAAAUACUGUUUACACACUGCGUCCUGGGCCAGGAGUACGGGAUAUCGGUGUGGCUUUACCUAUGCUUCCUGCCGGCCAUCACCCUGCAGAGUGUGAUUCUCGCUUUGUUUCGGCUGUUCUUCAUCACCGUGGGCCUGGAUCCAAUUGCGAUGCUGUUCAAUUUUGUUAGCGGCUUGGUGUGCAUAGGCACUGCCCUUACCCUGCUGGUGGCCACGGUGGCGCACUGCGGCAACAAGUACCGCUACAUGUUCUUCGUGUCCAGCUGCUUGGGCAUCAUAGCUGGCGUGCUGCACAUUGUAAACGCAUUGCUGUGCAACGCUUUCAUGCCCAAGGACGAGUGGUCGUACGCCAAGCCAUCAAAGAGGCGGAGGUUGAGAGAAACGGGAUACAAGCAAAGAUCACCAAGACGCGUUUUUAAAUCUUGAAAGGAGUUUUUAGAGACAUUCAUACCAUAUCUUGUUAAAUAGUGUAGAGAAAAUAAUUUAAUUGAGUAAAAUUCUGAUAAUAUUUGUUUA